UAAAAAAAAAGAAAAAUCCAAAAAAUUUCCAAGCCCCGAGCCCUUUCGGUGGCCUGCCGAAAUUGCAUGCUGGGAGGUCUCAACGGCUUUGAACUCCCGCCAAUAUCACCCGUGCAAGCUGCUGAAAAUGCCGAUUUGAGUCUCUUGAAGCUCAUGGCUCCUCUCCAAUGGAACCAACCCCCCAGGAACCAUCCUCCUCCCACUCCCCAACCUACCAAGCUCUCCUCCGAGCUGGCCCCCGCCUCCGCCCCCUCCACCAAGUCCACGCCCGCAUUCUCGUCUCGGGCCUCCACCGCUCCCGCUCCCUCCUCACCAAACUUCUCACCCUCGCCUGCACCGCCGGUGCCAUCGACUAUACCCGCCGCCUCCUAUACUCCGUCCCCAACCCCGACUCCUUCCUCUUCGGCUCCCUCAUCCGGGCUGCCUCCAAAUCCCACCUCUCCUCCGACGCCGUCUUCUUCUACCACCGCAUGCUCUUCGCCCGGCUGAAGCCCUCCAACUACACCUUCACCUCCGUCGUCAAAGCCUGUGCCGACCUCUCGGCAUCGAAGAUCGGUAGAAUCAUCCAUUCUCAUGUUCUUGCUAAUGGCUUUGGCUUGGAUUGUUUCGUUCAGACUGCAUUGGUGGUCUUCUAUGCAAAAUGUGGCGACUUGGGCACUGCUCGGCAGUUGUUUGAUAGAAUUCCCGACAGAAGUGUUGUUGCAUGGAAUGCCAUGAUAGCGGGGUAUGAGCAGAAUGGUCUUGCUGAGGAAGCUAUCAAGUUGUUUCACAGGAUGCCGGCGGAAGGGGUUGAGCCUGAUUCGGCCACGUUGGUUAGCUUGUUGUCUGCCUGCUCCCAUGUGUGCGCAUUGAGUUUAGGUCAAUGGGUGGAUAAGUUUAUCGUUGACAAAGGUUUGGAUGUCAAUGUGGUUCUGGGCACUUCUCUCAUAAACAUGUAUGCUAGAUGUGGGCAUGUGAAGAAGGCCCGUGAGGUAUUUGAUGGGCUCCAAGAACGGAAUGUCGUUGCUUGGACUGCCAUGAUUUCGGGGUAUGGGAUGCAUGGCUAUGGGAAUCAAGCAGUCAAGCUCUUUCGUCGCAUGAAAACUGAAGGCCCAUCGCCGAACGAUGUUACCUUUGUUGCAGUUCUAUCUGCUUGUGCUCAUGCUGGACUGGUUAGUGAAGGCCAUGAAGUUUUUAAGUCCAUGAAGCAGGACUAUGGUUUGGCCCCUCGGGUGGAACACCAUGUCUGCAUGGUUGAUAUGUUUGGAAGGGCUGGGCUUCUUGAUGAAGCAGUCAGAUUCAUCAGGGACAGGAUACCAGGAGAAACGGGGCCAGAAGUUUGGACGGCGAUGCUUGGGGCCUGCAAGAUGCACAAGGAUUUUGACCUUGGAGUGGAGGUGGCCAAGCAGCUUCUUGCUAUCGAACCGGAGAACCCUGCUCAUUAUGUGUUGCUGUCUAAUCUAUAUGCAUUGGCUGGUAGGAUGGACCAGGUUGAGAAAAUUAGACAGGUGAUGAUUCACAGAGGUUUGAAGAAGAACACUGGGUAUAGCUCGAUAGAGAUCAAUCGCGUAACCCAUAUCUUUCGCAAUGGAGAUACAUCUCAUCCACAGACCAUGGAAAUUCACCAUUAUUUGGAGGAAUUGAUUUAUAGGAUCAGGGAAGCAGGAUAUGUACCAGAAACCGACUCGGUGCUUCAUGAAUUGGAGGAGGAGGAGAGGGAGUUUGCACUUAGAUUUCACAGUGAGAAGCUGGCAGUAGCAUUCGGGCUCAUGAGUACCGGUAACAAGACAUUGAUUAGAAUUGUGAAGAACCUUCGGAUAUGUGGUGAUUGCCAUUUGGCUAUUAAGUUCAUGUCAGUUGUUGCUGAUAGAGAAAUAAUAGUUAGAGACAAGCAUCGGUUCCAUCAUUUUAAAAAGGGCCUCUGUUCUUGCCAAGAUUAUUGGUGAUACCCUCCCUAAACGGGUCAAUCAUAAUAUUUUGGAUAUUAGUAACCUUCCAAUGAAGAUGAGCAUAGGAUGACUCUGCGUAGCUGGUAACCCAUGGAUAGGACAGUCAAUGUGAGUCGAGUUUUUAACAACAAGCUGGGCAUAUACAAAGGUCAAUCACAAGUGUUAUGUCCUCAUUAUUUGGCCAUUACUUUGGAGUUGAUGCUCGUGGUUCAGUCAUCCAUUCGACAAUAUGAGCUAUCUUCUUGCUUCAAAACAGCAAUUUUUUAGGUCUACAGCAGUUCCUGAGGUUUUCUACCGGGUCACAGUCUGUUCCAAGUGAUUUCAGCUACUGAAAAAAAAAGCAAGAGAUUAAUAAAUUAUUCAGAUAAUUGCAUUGAUUUGUUAUUAACGAGGUCUUUUUCUUAACAGUCUGUUCGCUCUGUUUAGUUAUCUUAAUUUUCUGUUCCUAUGGCUUCGUCUAUCCUGGAGCCAAGCUGCUUUGGGCACCAAAUGGAAAAUGGAGUUUCUAUCUGUUUUGGUUGACUUCCUGGAGCUAUGAAGUGGAUGAGUGUGAACAUUGUACAAUAUAUUCAAGACGGCCGAUAAAUUAUAGGAAAGGGAAAAGAAAAGCAUACAAAAUGCUUACUCAAAAAAAAAAAGAGAAGAGACUAUGUCAAUGAAUUGUGGUUGAUGACAAGUGUCUUCGAAUGUCAAGAAGGAUCUGAUUGGAAGGGUCAGUUGGCAUGAAAUCUUUCAAUGUGAAUUCUAGUAUCAAUGUAUCAUGAACCAAAGAAAUGAAAGGGGUUCUUAUCUGUUA
Molecule: messenger RNA, 2724 nt
Organism: Phoenix dactylifera (date palm)
Lineage: Eukaryota; Viridiplantae; Streptophyta; Magnoliopsida; Arecales; Arecaceae
Source: RefSeq, a predicted model, not a curated record